AUGUCAAUAUCAUCGUCAUUUCUGCCAUUCAACCAGCCCAGCAUCAUGAAUGAUUUAAGUCGAGAUUUAAAACAUCAAGCAAGCAUCACAGCAGAAAAGCUCAAUUCCAAGGAACGACUUGAACUGUUGAUCAAUCAAGUCGAUGAUGAGACGCUGGCUGACUUAAUGCACAAUGAGUUUCAGCACCUGAUUAUCGAUCAACAACGUCUGGUAACGAUGCUUGAACAGAGGUCUGAAUUGGUGGAAACUGAAAACGAAGAGCUCAAGUUGAUUAUCAAUGACAGCCAGAGACGCUAUGAGAAAGCAGUUCGAGAAAUGCAGUUUUUCAAAAAGAAAUAUGACCGACUUGUAGAAUCAAAUCGAUCUGUCGCAAGCGACCAGCAGCACAAUGUACAAAACUAUCUCAAUUUGACACCCUCCAGCAGCCCCCAACCACCACCCACAUCUUCAUCCGUUAUAGCACCACCGCCAGUAUCCGAUGCUGCCUCAUCCAUUUAUUCCUACAAUGCACCCGAAAAGCUAAAUUGGCCCACGUCUCCUACGUAUUCUGAGCAUGCCAGUACCAGAAGAAGAAACAACUCGAAUACAGCAGCAAGCAUAUUUAGUAAUUUUUCAAGCAGUACUGAAUCCAGCACUUAUUCCCAUUUCCAACACAUGCAGCAGCAACAACAGCAAAGGUAUGACGAAAACGGCAAGAAGCCACCAACUGCCUAUCAGUUUUCUCGUAACCCAUCCAUGGCUUCGUCCUACUCUACACCAAGCACUGCGCCCUCCAUGAUUUCUUCCUCUGGUGCAUCGUCAACCAUCACUGUGCCCAUGACACCUGUGCGCUCUACUACUUCUGUGUCUGGAUAUACAGGAAAUUCAAUGAUUCAGCAGAGAAGAACAGAUCCAUUGAGCUUUGGUGGCUCAGAUGCACUGUGGGAUACACUGAGCAAAAGCCAAGGGAGUGAUGUCACUGUAGAAAAGAUCAUUAGCAACUUUCUUCGUCGAGGAGGAUCACCUAACACUGCUAAACAAUCACCUUCAUCACACGCUGUCAAGUACGGAUAUGGUAUGAUUCAUGCUCUAAUUGUCGCCAAAGCUCCUGGCGCUUUAGAUUUACUCCUACAGCAAGGAGCUAAUCCAAAUGUUGUGAGUAUAAGUCAAGUGGAUGGAGAAAAAGUAUCACCUUGUUUCUUGGCUGCCCAAGUAGGUUGGCUGAGUGGAUUGCAGAAACUAGUGCAAGCUGGUGGCGAUUUGAUAUCUGCUCGAGGAGGUGGCAGUAAAAAGAAAACAGCACUUCAUGUUGCAGCAGAGCAUGGGCAUGCAGCCAUAGUAGAAUACAUUGUCAACAUGACUCAAGGCACACUGAAUUUGGAAAAGGACAUAUUAGGUGCCACUGCUUUGCAUUACGCUUGCACAUCGGGUCAUGCAGACCUUGUUUCUUUCAUGAUCAAAGUGUGUCUUAUUCCAAUAGACGAGCAGGAUCGCAAAGGAGAAACAGCGUUACACUGGGCCACACGCAGUGGACGACUCGAGGUUGUCACACUGUUGAUUGAAAGAUACGGAUGCGAUGUGAAUACGUAUGUGAGCAAGAAGGUGAGCACACCGUACGAUCUCGCCAAAUCAGCUGGGCACAAACGAGUCGCUGAAUACCUCAAGAACAAUGGUGGCAUUACAUCCAAGAAAAUGGACAAACGGCGAGAAGAAGACCUUGCAAACCAGGUGCCUCAGCAUUUGGAGUCUGCUCUUGCGAAAAACGGCUUUUUCAUGGGUGGAUUUUAG
Messenger RNA from Mucor velutinosus, 1767 nucleotides. RefSeq lists its product as uncharacterized. Gene Ontology annotation, cellular component: nucleus; cytoplasm. Lineage: Eukaryota; Fungi; Mucoromycota; Mucoromycetes; Mucorales; Mucoraceae. The transcript is spliced from 4 exons. Gene Ontology annotation, molecular function: protein binding. The coding region runs from base 1 to 1767 and encodes 588 amino acids. The record is from RefSeq and is a predicted model, not a curated record.